AAAACCAAAAGUGAAACCACUCCACUCUUUCGUUUCGGAACUCCAAAAAAAUAAAGAAAAAUUAAAUCUACGCGAGCGAACAAGGACGAUACACAGCACUAAUAAACCCUAGCUUUUAUGCUUUUAUUUAUUUUCAAAGUAAGAUGAAUGUCUUUAAUCAGUGUAGGCGUAGUUGUUGUUAAAAUAUAUUAUGUUGAUGAAGGCGACGGAGACGAGGAAGAAGACGACGUGGAGUACAUGGGAGGAGCUUCUGUUGGCGUUUGCCGUGAAGCGGCACGGCCUCAGGGACUGGGACUCGGUAGCCAUGGAGCUCCAGAACCGGUGCUCCAUACCGGCCGUUAUCACCGCUCAAAUAUGUAAGGACAAAUACCACGACCUCCACCGCCGUUUCAUGAAUAACGACGCGGCGGAUGGUGAUGCGGAGGGCGGCCGUGUUGGCGGCGUCGGUGGCAUCGCUAUUCCUUGGCUCGAGGAGUUGCGGCAACUCCGCGUCGCCGAGCUCAAACAGGAGGUCCACCGCUACGAUCUUUCGAUCCAGUCGUUGCAGUUGAAAGCGAAGCGUCUGGAGGAGAGAGAACAGAGCUUUAGGGAGAGCAAAGACGUGUCCGUGGAACCAGAUCUGGAGGAUGACCGGAAGGAGCAGAGAUCGGAAAAUGACGAGAACAACGGCGGACGGGAGACGUCUGCCGGAAAGGACGUCUCCUUCUCCUGCAAGGACUCUGACCGCGAGAACCGGUCUUUCAACGAGUCGAAUUCCACGGAGAAUAGGCGAACCGGUGAGAAGCUCGGACCGGAUUCGGUCCCGAUUAAACCGGAUCCAGAGGCGAAACCGGUUUGGGAGGAGGACUCGUGUAACGAUAGUUCCGAUACGCACAAGGCAUCCAAAAGGAAAACAGACGCCGACGCCGAGUUGCGUGACUCGGUGAGCGAGUCCAAGGAGGGGACAAAGGAGAGCAGCGACGUUCAAAGCUCUGCCAGCCUGACGGAGAGAAGGCGUAAGCGAGCUGAUGCCGGCGGGGAAAGGGCGGCGGCGGCGGCGGCGUCUCCGUCUCCUCCGGCCGUCUCCGCAAAACGAGGCGGCGCAGUGAAACCAGAGGCGUUGGUUGGGCUUUUAGAUAUUAUCCGGUCGCACAAACACGGCCAGGUGUUCCAACGCCGCUUCGAUAGUCAGAAAACAGAGGAUUACAAGAAAGCAAUUCGGCGACACGUGGAUCUUGAAACGGUUCAAGCCCGGAUUGAUGACGGGUCUUAUUCUUCCUGCCCCACCAGAUUCUACUUGGAUCUCUUACUGCUAUUCAACAAUGCCAUUGUCUUCUUCCCCAAGUCAUCUCCGGAGUCAACAGCAGCACAUCAACUCCGUGACCUUGUCAUGAAAGAGUUGAAGAAGAAGAAGAAUCAAAUAACGUCUACUGAACCCUCACCGGAACCGUCCUCCACAAAGGUUCAGCAGCCUAAACUCGAACUGGAAAGGUCUGAUUCUUUGCUUGCGAAGCACAAGUCUACGGCCCCUAUAGUUGUGUGCCGGAAGAGAAGUUCAAUCUCAGGAGGCAAAACUGCCACUUCUGGUAACAAGCAAGGAAAACUGUCGGAUGAAAAGCCUAAGCCUCCUCUCGGUCAGAAACUGGCCGUCAAGUCUUCUUCAAGCAAUGCGGACGAAGAUGGUAGUUCGACAAAGCUGAAGAUUAAAGAAAAGCCUGUGACGGGCGUAAGGAGCACGAGGAGGAGCAGCAAAGGAAACCCCAAUCCUUCACAAUCUACAGCGAAACAAACCGGUGGGGAAGCUGCGAAAACAGAUAAGAAGGAAGAAGUGAUUACCACAGACAAGAAGCGUGGCGCAGCCGAUUUCUUGAAACGGAUGAAGAAGGAUUCACAAGGCACAAUGGCGGUGGUCUCAGUGAAGAACUCUUCCGACGACGGUAAAGCUAGCAGUAGAAGAGAGCAACAAAAGAGAAAGCAGCAGGCAACUGAGGAGAGGAAAGACGGACCGGUGAGGCGGAGUAGUGGCGGUGGAAAUGGGAAGAAAGAGGCGGCAGCAGAGGAGAGUAGCCCGGCAAAGAGGAACGUGGGGAGGCCACCUAAGAGAGGGAGGGACGCUGCUGCUGCUGCUGCGCCGGAGAAGCGUGGGAAAGAAACUAGUGCUGACAAAGAAGAUUCCUCAAAACGACCAAAGAAACGCACCAGGAGGUAAAAUCAAUGGGAAAUGGCGUAGGAAUUUAAUUUUAGUUAGUGUAAAUAAAUUAUUAUUUUAAGUGGAACUGUACAUUAGGGGGGUGGGUCAGGUGCUUCUUUUGCUUUUGGAAUGACCAGACCGGAUUCUAGGGUUAGUCAUUGUAGGAUUUCCUCCAGUUUCUACUAGAUAAAAUUUGUUUAAAUUCUCAUACCCCAAAA
This is a messenger RNA of Ipomoea triloba (trilobed morning glory), 2388 nucleotides long. RefSeq lists its product as uncharacterized. The coding region runs from base 191 to 2188 and encodes 665 amino acids. The record is from RefSeq and is a predicted model, not a curated record. Lineage: Eukaryota; Viridiplantae; Streptophyta; Magnoliopsida; Solanales; Convolvulaceae. Gene Ontology annotation, molecular function: protein binding. The transcript has 3 exons.